This is a messenger RNA of Brassica napus (rape), 1294 nucleotides long. RefSeq names its product probable aldo-keto reductase 3. NCBI's taxonomy places the organism in Eukaryota, Viridiplantae, Streptophyta, Magnoliopsida, Brassicales, Brassicaceae. Gene Ontology annotation, cellular component: cytoplasm. Bases 59 to 1102 code for a protein of 347 amino acids. The transcript is spliced from 5 exons. The record is from RefSeq and is a predicted model, not a curated record.
GCAAUAACCGAGCUUCAGAGGUUAGACACGACGCAGAGAGAGAGAGAGAGAGAGAACCAUGGCGAAACCUUGCGAGGUGAGGAGGAUGAAGCUGGGAAGCCAAGGCCUUGAGGUCUCGGCGCAGGGCCUCGGUUGCAUGGGCAUUUCCUCUUUCUACGGCCCUUCUAAGCCGGAAGCUGACGCCAUCGCUCUUCUCCACCACGCCAUUGAUUCCGGUGUUACGUUCUUCGAUACCUCCGACGUCUACGGUCCUGAGACCAACGAGUUGCUCCUCGGGAAGGCUCUGAAGUAUGAUGGGGUGAGAGGGAGAGUGGAGCUUGCGACCAAGUUUGGCGCCACUUAUGCAGAGGGGAAGAGAGAGGUGAGAGGAGAUCCUGCCUACGUGAGGGUUGCUUGUGAAGCAAGUUUAAAACGGCUUGAUGUUGCCUGCAUUGAUCUCUAUUAUCAGCAUCGGGUUGAUACUCGUCUCCCUAUCGAAAUCACUAUGGGAGAACUGAAGAAGCUAGUUGAAGAAGGUAAGAUAAAGUACAUUGGUUUGUCUGAAGCCUCUGCCUCAACUAUCAGAAGGGCACAUGCUGUUCACCCAGUUACUGCAGUGCAGCUAGAGUGGUCUUUGUGGACGAGGGACGUGGAAGAAGAUAUUGUCCCGACAUGCAGGGAACUUGGGAUAGGGAUUGUUUCCUACAGUCCUCUGGGAAGAGGCUUCUUCGCAUCAGGACCAAAGCUUGUUGAGAAGCUGGAUAAUGAUGACUUCAGAAAGACUCUACCAAGAUUCCAACAGGAAAACUUAGACCACAACAAGAUUCUAUACGACAAGGUUUGUGCAAUGUCGGAGAAGAAAGGAUGCACUCCUGCACAACUAGCCCUCGCAUGGGUUCACCACCAGGGAGAUGAUGUUUGCCCCAUUCCAGGAACCACUAAGAUCAAGAACCUCAAUCAGAACAUUGGAGCUUUAUCAGUGGAAAUCACUCCAGAAGAGAUGUCUGAGCUCAAGACCAUCGGACAGCCAGAGUCUGUGAAAGGAGAAAGAUACACUGCCAUGGUACCCACCUUUAAGAACUCAGACACUCCACCGUUGUCUUCUUGGAAAGCCACCGUUUGAGAGCUCCUCGGGCUCUGGCAAUAAUAUUAGGGGUGGGCGUUCCGUUCGGUUCUCGGUUCUUUUGGUUCUUGUAGUUUGGUAACUAUUAGAGAACCGUUAAAAUUUUGGGUCAGAUCGGGUCGGUUCCUUCGGUUCUUGAAGUUUGAUAACCAUAUUAAAACCAGAAUAAAACAGUUCCAAUUGGGUUCGGUU